Messenger RNA from Manis javanica (Malayan pangolin), 2030 nucleotides. RefSeq names its product anti-silencing function 1B histone chaperone (gene ASF1B). NCBI's taxonomy places the organism in Eukaryota, Metazoa, Chordata, Mammalia, Pholidota, Manidae. The record is from RefSeq and is a predicted model, not a curated record. Gene Ontology annotation, molecular function: histone binding. Gene Ontology annotation, biological process: DNA replication-dependent chromatin assembly. Gene Ontology annotation, cellular component: chromatin; nucleus.
AGGCGGGGCGAAGCGCGAGCCAUUUCGGUGCGGGAACCCUCGGGAUUGGCCAGGAGGAGGCCCAGGCUCUGACUCCGCCCACCCCCACCCUGAACUUCCGAGUCGGAGACGCUGGGGAUUGGUUCCCGGGGGCACACGCCGAAGCCAGGAGAUGGUCCCGCCUUCCUCGCGCGGCCCGGAGAGGGCGCUUCACAGAUUGGUCCCGGGAGUAUCGGCGCGCGCCGACCGGCGCUCCAGGAUUGGCUGAGGGGAUGCGACGGAAAGCGUUGACAGUGAUUGGCUGGAGGGUGGAGUCAACUAUUUGAAGGAGGCGCGCGGACCAGAUACGCACUUCAGUCCGCGGACAGAGGAGGUGUGAGUUACGGUUGGCCACACUGUCCUGCUAACCCGACGGGACCCCGACGCGGGCUCGGCCCCAUCUCUGGCCCUUGCCGCGGCCCGGCGAGGCGAUGGCCAAGGUGUCGGUGCUGAACGUGGCGGUGCUGGAAAAUCCGAGUCCUUUCCACAGCCCCUUACGGUUCGAAAUCAGCUUCGAGUGCAGUGAGGCCCUGUCGGACGACCUGGAGUGGAAAAUCAUUUAUGUUGGCUCAGCGGAGAGUGAAGAGUUUGAUCAAAUCCUAGACUCAGUGCUAGUCGGCCCUGUCCCAGCAGGGAUACACAUGUUCAUCUUCCAGGCUGAUGCCCCCAAUCCGUCUCUCAUCCCUGAGACUGAUGCUGUGGGUGUGACCGUGGUCCUUAUCACCUGCAUCUACCAUGGGCAGGAGUUUAUCCGCGUGGGCUACUAUGUCAACAACGAAUACCCUAAUCCUGAGCUGCGGAAGAACCCGCCCCUGAAGCCAGACUUCUCUCAGCUCCAGCGGAACAUCUUGACUUCGAACCCUCGAGUGACCCACUUCCACAUCAACUGGGACAACAACAUGGACAGACUGGAGGCCAUAGAGAGCCAGGACCCUGUCCUGGGCUGUGGCCUCCCCAUCAGCUGAGCUCCUAUCAAGGGCCUGGGUCUCACUGCCUGCAUCCUCGGCCUCCUCCCCGAGAACUCCAUGAACUGCAUCUAACCACAGGAACCUAGGGUUUCCUGGGCCCAGCCAGAACUGUGGCCAGUCUCCCAGCACAUCUGGAGGGAGCACCUAGGCCUCCUGGAUAGGGCCAUGUGGAAGACUUUGGGGCCAUCAGCUACAUCCAGGCCAGUUGAACUUGGUGCCAAGGAAGGAAGGGGCCUCAGGUUUCUCUUAGUCGUGGCCCAGAAGGAUCAUCUUACCUCUACUGCCCAGGCCUGUAAGAAGCAGGUACUUUAGUUCUUAAUUCCUUCUUCCUCGUGUCCUUUCUCUCUUCUACACACUACAAAUUUCACCUGUAGGCCAUUGUCCACCAUGCCCAUGUGAGUCCCAUUGACCCAGAGCUCUUCCCACAGGCCUCCCUGGCCUGCCUUGAGGCUUUCCUUGUCAAUGCCUGGCAAGAUUCCAACCUGUUGAGCCAAAGGCUCUGUCAUUCCACUUCCUCCCCAGCCAUCUCAGCACAUCUACCCAGAUUUGUGGAGUCAAAGGCAGGGAAUUUUGUUUAGAAGAUGAACUCAGACACAAGUUCUUUCCUCCCAGGACGAUUUGUAGGUCUUUUCAAUCCAGCAGCCCCCAGAAAACUCUGUUCCCAAAGGUGUGAUCAGCAGGAUGCUGAGGAAUGAUGGUUGUUAAUUCUCAGUCGUAACCACCUUCCUCACUGGAUCUGGCUUUCCCUGGAGGCAGCCAUGGUGGGGAGCUGGCAUGUAUGUUGGAGGGACAUGUUGUGCUCAGUCUGUUGGCAUCAGGGUCCCUUUGGCCCGGCUGCCUUGUUCUGCCCUCUGCUAAGACCCCACACUCAGGCCUCAGAGUGAUUGCAGACACGGGAAGCAAUAGGAACCCUGAAAACCUUCCUCCCCUGCCAUGUUCCCUGCCUCGCCCCAUCCCCUUGCUGCUACUUGAAUGCUGUUGUGAUUAUAGUUUGUAUAUUAAAGGGUUUUUAUAUUAAAUAUGUCUGGUUGGCCCAAAAAUAAA